This is a messenger RNA of Diaporthe citri, 3024 nucleotides long. RefSeq lists its product as uncharacterized. The record is from RefSeq and is a predicted model, not a curated record. The coding region runs from base 1 to 3024 and encodes 1007 amino acids. Gene Ontology annotation, biological process: purine nucleobase catabolic process. Gene Ontology annotation, molecular function: allantoinase activity. The transcript has 5 exons. Gene Ontology annotation, cellular component: cytoplasm. Lineage: Eukaryota; Fungi; Ascomycota; Sordariomycetes; Diaporthales; Diaporthaceae.
AUGGAUAUUCCAAGUGACCGGGGAGAUAUGGCGCCCAAGCAGCCCAAGACUGAACCUGAAGCUGGCUCCUCGCCUCCGCCCUACGAAGCAUCCGCAUAUCCCAAGGCACAGCCAAGAAGACGGUUGCACCGGAUCUUCUCCUUCCGCGCCGGUGUUGCUGUUCUAGCCUCUAUAUUCCUGUUAUGCUUGAACAUAUUCCUGAGCCUUUCAUCCCGCCCCGCCUUGUCCGCCCUGGAUGAGAAGAGGUUCCAGGCCGGCUUAGCCUCGUGCGCUGCCGUCGCGAAGCUGCCGACCAGGUCCGACCCCAGGGACCGCAAGGAGAACCCGAGGUGGAAUGCCGCCAGCGGGCAGAACCAGACCGUGGUCCUGCGCAACGCGACGCUCUUCGACGGCGCGGACAUUAGCGAGGGCGCCGUGGACAUCGUCUUCACCAAGGGGCUCAUCACCUCCGUCACGCCCUCGCACGGGGCUGUCCCCGCGCCGGCCGGCGCCGAGGAGGUCCAGCUACACGGCGCGCACGUCACGCCCGGGCUCGUGGACAUGCACUCGCACCAUCUCGUCGAGGACUGGCCUGCCGUGAGCGACAUUGCUGACGGCAACGAGAUGCUCGGCGGGCUGGGCCCGCUGACGCCGUUCGUGCGGGCGCUGGACUCGAUGAAGGCGUACGACGUGGCGACGAAGCUGGUCGCGAGCGGCGGCGUCACCUCGAGCCUGAUCAUCCCGGGAAGCGCCAACAUAAUGGGCGGUGAGGGUACUGUCGUCAAGAACGCCUGGCGGCCGGGCCCCAACGCCGAGUUCGUGGUCGAGGAGAUGCUCCUGGAGCACGGCCUCCCCGCGGCGGGGAGGCGGAGGUACAUGAAGAUGGCGUGCGGCGAGAACCCCAUCGGCGUCUACAAGCACACGCGCAUGGGCAACGCGUGGGUGCUGAGGAAGUGGCUGGCCCGGGCGAGGGAGCUGGUCGACAGGCAGGACGGGUGGUGCGAGGCCGCGAGGGGCGCGGCCUCUGCGAGGGAGAGGGCCAUCCUCCUGGCGGAGAAGGGGGGAUACCCCGAGGAGCUGGAGCUCGACAGCACGGCGGGCAUGCUCAGGGGCCUGGUGGCGAUGCACAACCACUGCUACGAGCCUGAGGACUUUGAGACCAUGCUCCGCAUCUCGCACGAGUUUGGGUUCCGCGUUAGGGCGUUCCACCACGCCAUCUCGGCCUGGCAGGUCCCGGAGAUGCUCAAGGAAUACGGCGAAAAUCUCACAAUCGCCACGUUCGCUGAGUUCGCCCUCUAUAAAAAGGAGGCAUACGCGGCAAGCCUCUCGGCGGGCAAGAUCCUCAACGACCACGACAUACCCGUCGCCUACAAAUCCGACCACGCGAUGGAGGACACGAGCUCCAAGUACCUGCUGCUCCAGUCGGCGGUCGGGCACAGCUUUGGGCUGCCGGCGGACAAGGCCCUACAGGCUGUCACCUCCGUACCCGCCGCCUCGCUGGAGAUCGAUGACCGGGUGGGGUAUGUAAGAGCCGGCUACGACGCCGACAUCGUGGUCUGGGACUCCCACCCGCUCUCCGUCGGCGCAACACCUAAACAGGUCUUCAUCGACGGCGUUGCCACGCUGGACCCUGCCAAGGUCGCGGCGAGCUCGGCACAUGUGGUUGUUGCUCAAGGGGUGGAUGCACACAUCGGGGCCGGAAAGCCCGCGAUGCGCGCCACGAUAGCCCACGAGGAGAGGAAGAGGCUGUGCUCCGGGUCCCGGGACCAGGGCAGGGGGUUUGUGAUCAGCGGUAUCACCAGAUCUUUCCUGGACGAGUUCCCCGAGGUCCUCACGAGCGUCGUCGGCGGAGCACCCGCACAGGACAAUCUCACCAUGGUCAUCGCUGACGGCGAGAUCGCCUGCCUCGGCACCGGCGUGGACUGCCGUGCGGCAGCCACCAAGCUGCGAGGCAGCCACGACGACGAGCAUGUCACCUCCAUCAAGCUACAGAACGGCCACCUCAGCCGCGGGCUGAUCGCGGUGACGUCCUCCCUGGGCAUCGCUGAGAUCGGCAUGCUCCCGGUCACAGGGGACGGGCUCGUCAAGACGGCCGGGUCAGAGGGCGCCGCCGCCGGCGACGCUCCCACUAUCGACCAUGCAAAGUACGGCGUCAGCCUCGGCGGUGGGAAGGCCAGGUCCAAGACCUUCGCGAGGGCGCGGCUGGGCGGCGUCACGCGGGCGGUGCAGGCGCCCAUAACGGAGGGUGGCCUGGUGGUGGGGGUAUCGACUGGGAUGCGGACGGGCGUGGACAGCACGCUUCUGAAUGGGGGGUUGUUCCAGGAGGAUGUAGCGAUGCAUGUUGCUCUGGGGGAGGACGCGAAGGUGAAUGUUGGGGCUGUGAGUGUGGCUAUUGAGAGGCUGAGGAGCCUGAUCAGGGCGGGUGGUAAGAAGGGUUCGAAGGAGAGUGAUGAGGGUGAGGAAGACCCGUGGGUGUUGGUUGCGAAUGGGUCUCUGCCCUUGGUCGUCAAGGCUGACAGCAAUCAUGAUAUCCAGCAGGUAAUUCUGCUAAAGAAGGACUACCCGAAUGUCCACACGGUCAUCCUGGGAGGCCACGAGGCGCCUCUGCUCGCGGAGGAGAUCGCCAAGGCGAAGAUACCACUGAUCUUCACGGCCACCAGGCCCGGGCCGGACAUGUGGACCAAGAAGGACUCGCCUCCCGGCCCGCCACUGGGUCGAAGCCCGGCGGAUAUCCUCAGCGAGGCCGGGGUUUUCUAUGCGGUGGCCAUCAACACCGACGGCGGACCCCCAGGAGACGCCCGCAUCCAGUCGCUGGCGCUGGAGGCCUCGUGGACCGCCAAGUACGCGGGUCUGUCCGACCACGAGGCGCUGCGGCUCGUGUCGAGCAACGUGGAGGAGAUCCUGGGCCUGGGGAAGAGCGGGGGUGACGUGGUGGUGUGGGAGGGCAGCCCGCUGCAGUUCGGGACGCCGGUGCUGGCGUUCCAGGCGCAGAGGGGCGGGAGGCUGGAGGUGGGCAGUUGCUGGCCAAACGAGGCGGAUGAGUGA